Messenger RNA from Pocillopora damicornis (cauliflower coral), 4065 nucleotides. RefSeq lists its product as uncharacterized. The record is from RefSeq and is a predicted model, not a curated record. Lineage: Eukaryota; Metazoa; Cnidaria; Anthozoa; Scleractinia; Pocilloporidae.
UAAUUUCUGGGUCAGGAUUUUAUUGUAAUGAGCAGAAAUACCGUUGUUGGGAUUUUGUUCCUUGACUUGCUGCAAUAUUUUGUUGUGCUGUUAGUUAGUGGAAAGUGGAUUAAUAUUGCUGGCAAACGACCUACAUCUCAAAGCAGCGCUCAAAUUCACUAUCUGGCCAGUUGUGCCGUAGACCAAAAUCCUUAUAGCUGCUCUCGAACCCGUCAUCUGGUGAAACAGAUGGGGAGAGUUGAUUAAGAAAUGCGAGCGUGGGUAGUAUCUGUUGCAAUUAGACCUGGAAGAAGACUACCAAACGUUGAUAUAAGAAUAAGUGAUGAGGAAAGAGUGGCUUUUGAAUCUAACCCACUGUGUCGCCAAGGUCUUGAAAUCAUCGACACUAUUUUUCGAUCAUACGACUGUGCUGAGCCAAUGCUGGGCAAAUAUGUUUAUAUUUCACUCAACUACAAAGAAGCAGCAACGCUGGAAUUGUGUGAUGUACAGAUUUUAACUUCUGGAUCCUUUCCUACAGGUAGCGUAUUUGACGAACUGACUUACCGUUUUCUGCUUUACUCGCAAUUCGUCCUGGGAUAUUUACAUUCUUCACUUGGAAGUGAUAGAUUUUUGUUGAAUGUAUCAAAUAGCGGAUACAUGCAUGAAACGGUAGUUCAUAGGAAAGACAUCAUCAUAGAUCUUCCGCCAAAAAUAGAAAUGUUGAAGAGGAACGUUGCUAUCCUAAUACCUUUCAACAGAAGUUUCGAACACUAUCGGAAAGAUACGUGUGCUCUGAGUGUGUUUUUUGACCAUUACAUCAAUGGAACGGUCCUUGGCUACUCUGAGGUUAAAGGAACUGUCUCGGUCAAAAGUGCUCACUAUGAUAUCUAUAUCCAUUUAACAGGUGAUAAUGAAAAAAAAACGCGAGAGCGGGUGUUCCAUUGCAAUAUUAGAGACGUGCGAAUAAGAGGAGCUAACAUUUGUGACCUUCAAAACAAAUGUGGUGCCUCAGUCGGAUCACACUGCGACAAAACAUUUAUCAGUCCGUUACUCCCUCCGGGCGGGUAUCACUGCAAGUGCAAUGUUGGCUUUGUUCCAUCUCCUUCUUCAAAACUUGGUAUGGACAACCAUGUUAAUCCCGGCGAACGCUGCAUCAGAAAACCAAAAGCGAUACAACACAGCAACAAGAAUCUUGCGUUAACGAUGAAAGUAACUGCGUGUUCGACUGACAACUUUGACGGUUGCAAGAAAGAGUCGGGCUGUAAAGAGGUUUUCGCUUUUCGCCGGUUUGUAGUGGAUGGUAUUCUAAAAACAUGCUUUCUUUCACUAAAUGAAAACAAACCUUGGCUCAUUGUGCAUCUGGACGACUAUAGGCCAGUGUCUUAUGUCCGUGUUGCUGCUUCCCCGAAAUUUCCUUUGGAUCGUCUCAUAGUGUCCGUAGGUGAAAUAAAAGGAAAGUUAACUCAUUUUAAAAUGUGUGCAUUUCGGCGCGUGUUGGAGAAAGGACAGCAGUUAAGCUUCGGAUGUAACGAUUACUUGUUCGGAAAUGCCGUUCAAAUAACGACUAACUCUCGCAUACUGAGUUUAUGUGAGGUUGAGGUGUACUCUUACUCGUAUGCGAACGUUGCUUUGCAACCUACAUCUAAACUCAAAAAGUCUUUCAUGAACGAUGGAAAUCUCAAGUCAUGUUUUACGAAAACAGGAACUGUGUGGUCUCUGGACCUGGGAAAUAAUGUCCGCGUAGCGGUGGUAUUUAUAUUACAUGGUCGUUCAACGUAUCUUGAAGGUUCUGAAAUAACUGUUGGUUACUCAAUCAAGAAAGAAAUCUGUACAACAAUUCCUAAAUAUGAGGAAUUGGGAAAUUACUUUGAAUGCCAGAAGCCGGUUAUUGGGGAUAGCUUGGAAGUUGAGUUGAAAAGUCGUCGCACUUUUGAAAUUUGUGAAGUGGAGGUUUUUCAGACAAAGACAGUAAACGUAGCUGCAAAGCGUCCUGCUACUGCUUCUUCGAAUAGUGACAAAGCAUACAGAGGCUGUGAUCAGAAAAUAGACAAAUCGUUCAUUAUCAAUGACAAAUGGGAUUCUCAGUGGUGGGCAGUAGACUUGAUGGCAGUAUGCAAAAUUCAUUUGGUGCGGAUUGUGACAGCGACAGGCUACAAACCGGCUGACCUCAAAGAUUUAAAGGUUGAAAUAGGAUCUGAUGGAACUGAAGUAGCCAGUCUGGAUUCUCCAACAGCAGAACCUGUCCAGACUAUGAUUGUUUCAAAAGACACCAGAACGAAGCUUGUAACCAUCAAGAUGUACGUUGCCCACAGACUCGCGUUCCGCGAGGUGGAAAUUUACAAUGGCCCGUUGCUAGUUGUUGAUGUCUGUAAAAAGCCUGAUAUUUGUGGCGACAAUUACAAAUGUGUGAAUAGGAAAAAAAGUCAUUCGUGUAUUUGUCCAAGUGGAUUCCAAAUAACAGGGCGAUAUAGGAAAUGCAAAGACAUCGACGAAUGCACUUCUAAAAAUGCUUGUCGGAGGCACGGGAAGAACUCUUAUUGUAAUAACACCGCUGGAUCAUAUGAGUGCUUGUGCAAGGAGGGUUACGAAGCUGUGAGUGAUCCCAAAGGAAAACUUCAAACAUGUCGAGACAAGGAUGAAUGCAGUAAUCCAAAAUUGAACGAAUGCAGUGAUGGUACCACAUGCGUCAAUAAGAUGGGCAGAUACACUUGCAAGUGUGCUGUGGGAUAUGAGGCAGAUAAGGGAAGUAAAGAUAACGGCAUAGACAUCAAGUGCAUAGAUGUUGACGAAUGCACCGAUGUUCACGCGUGUGGUGCCCAUAUGACUUGUGAGAACACGUUUGGAUCGCAUUCUUGCACAUGUCACCAAGGAUUCCGUCUGGACAAAAGAAGUAAAAGCUGCACAGAUAUCGACGAAUGCAAGGAAGAAACAUUCAAUUGCACAGAGCUUUUAAAGUGUAAAAACCUGAUUGGCGCUUACGAAUGUGGCUGUGAGGACGGUUUAGUCGAGACAACAGAUGGAACUUGUCGAGGUAACACAUCAUAUUCUUGUAGGAUUUUGCCUCUUAAAAAGGUUCUAAUUGACAUAAGGGUUAAGUUAAUUGAACCCGAGCUAGAAGAAAAUAAAAAUUUGUCGGAUUUUGACCUUAGCGAAGUAGAAAGCGGCGAUGAAGGUGAUGAAGAGUGGACUACUGAACCUGCUCCAGUACAAGUUCAUCCGUUUGUGGCAAAUACUGGAUCUAUUAGUGUCACAACAGGGUUUUCAGCACUUGAUUUCUUUAAACUGGUGGGCUUUUGUGAAAAAUUACCCCCUUGCUCCAAUGGCCAGUGCAUGAAGAAUGCAAUUUGUAAAGUUUUUAAAGGCACUGACCUGUGUGAUUGCACAAGAGGCUAUUAUUUCAGUGGAGAGGGCUGUGUUGACUACAAUGAAUGUGAAUUGAACAAAGAUAUCUGUGGUUCAAACUCUGUUUGUUCAAACACUGAGGGAUCUUACAAAUGCAACUGCGAAGUUGGCUACAAGAGUGCAAAUGAUGGUGGAAAAAAAUGUUUCGAUAUCAACGAAUGUGCGAAAUUGGAGAUAUGUGGUAAUACAGCAACCUGUGAGAACACUAUGGGAUCAUACACUUGCACAUGCCUGGAUGGAUUUACUUUCGAUUCACGAAAAAGGAUAUGCGUGGAUCAUGAUGAAUGCACGACUGGUCAGCCAUGCAAUCCCAAUAUGAUUUGUAAAAACACAUUUGGAUCGUACACCUGUGGCUGUCGCGAAGGAUAUCGUUUAGACCAAAUGCAUUGCGCAGAAAUUGAUGAAUGCAAGGAAGAAACAUACAACUGCCCUGAGUUCUCAAGUUGUAAAAACCAAAACGGCAGUUAUGAAUGUCUCUGUAAGGGUGGUUAUAGAAAGGCAUCGGAUGGAAAUUGUUCAGAAAUUUGUCAUCCAGAAUGCGAAGCAAAUUCAUAUUGUCAGAAUGGAAAGUGUCAACAAGCGUUUCUUGAGUCAUCAGGCGUUUCAUUCCACUCCCGUGUUUUGUUCCUUAUGAUUGCGCUGCUGUGUUCCUUGGUCCUGCUGUGGUUCGUGGUUUUGCUUUGA